AGCAAAUGGGAAUAAAUAAAAAAUAUUUACUCACACAUUUCUUUUGUGUUUAUGUUACAGAAGAAGAUAUUGAUGAGUUCAAUAUACACGUAUCGAGGUACAGACCAGAAGAGUUAACAAAGCUCACAAAAAUCACCAAGUUCAAUAAAAAAGAAAUUCAAUUAAUUUAUAGAGGUUUUAAACAGGAGUGUCCUACUGGCAUGGUAGAUGAAGAUUCAUUCAAACACAUAUUCUCGCAGUUUUUUCCCCAAGGUGAUGCUUCACAAUAUGCCCAAUAUGUGUUCAAUACAAUCAAGAGAAAUCAAACUGGAAAAAUUAGCUUUGAGGAUUUUUUGGCUAUAUUGUCCAAAGUUUCUCGAGGAAGUGUUCAAGAGAAACUUCAUUGGAUAUUUGGAUUAUAUGAUCUCAAUAAAGACGGAGUUAUAACAAAAAAAGAAAUGCAAGACGUAGUACAUUCCAUUUAUAGCAUGCUAGGGAGACAUACUGACCCACACGUAGAUGAUCAAUCUGCAAAAGACCAUGUUGACCGGAUUUUUCAUUUAAUUGACAAAAACAAUGAUGGUAACGUGACUUUAGAUGAGUUGAUCGAAUGGUGCAGCCGGGACGAGGGAAUUCUCCAGUCGCUGGACACGUUGGACACUGUUUUGUGAAACGAGCCACGCUCGUCCGACGUGCGCGUGGGCACGAGAGACCGGGCGAGCCUGUUUAAUUGGUAGACAGCCGAAAUAAACUUAUGUGGUGACGAGAAGAAACUAAAUUUAAAAAACAAAAAACAAUAUACAAAAAUAUUAGAUCAAAAAACUCCGCUAGACUCUCGCAGUGACCAUCCACCCCUUUUGGGUUUUUUGAGAGGAGAAUGUCAGAGUAACUUAUCAAUAACUUCUUGUCCCUAUAUGUCCCUACUCACUAUGCAUGCUCUUUAUAAUAUUUUACAGUUCAAACAUUGGUGAAAUACCCAAUAAAUGAAAGGAGGGGCACUAUCACAAUACUUAUCUCUAUACGUAUAGUAAAUGCCACCCAUAUUCUCGGUGCACUUAUUUAAUUGAUUCUAAGACCUUAUAAUAUUAUGACACGUGAACUGCAGUUUGGCAACAAAGUGAGAACUGUUUGCGAAGUUGCGAAGAGCAGUUUUGUUAUUGUUUAUGUAAGUGCCAGACAGAGACAACAGAAUAUAAUGUUAUAUGCUGACGUAAUUUUAACAAUAAUUGCUGUAGGCCGUCUAUUGGAUAUAAUAGUAUGAUGUACGUAAACCGGAAACAAUCACAUCGUUAUAAUAAACAAUAAUAUUGUACUAUAAUAUGCCACACACCACCGCCGGAAACGUGUCUAUCAGUAUACUCCAUACUGUACCUAACCAUAUUGGUCUACUGUUAUUGUUAUACAGUUUUUUGUGCCUAAAAACAACACGUAAUUUUUUGAGACCUAUAAUAAUUGGCUUAAAACAAAAUAUUAUCAUGUAUUUUUAUCGAUUUAUUGACAUUUAAUAGAGUUUGCUGAAGUAAUAUUUAUUAUAUGAGAUAAAAAAAAUUUUUGAAUAUAUUUCUUUCGCAGUAAUAAUGUAGUGUCAUACAAUAUGAUAUUUAUAUCGUCAUUGUGAAGUUACUAAUACUUAAUAUUAUAAUAAUUCUGUUUGCUACAGGGUAAUCUAAAAAGAGUGUCCAAUUGUUCUUUUCAUUGGAUACUUCUUUUCACGUUAUAAAUAUUUAUAAUAAAUUAUAAUCAAACAAAUUAUAAUAUAGUAAUUCUUAAACUUAAGUUCUACUAAUUUGUUUGUUUCUAUUGUAUUUAUUGGCAUUGUGUUAUUAUUAUUGUUAUAUCCACUGACAAUAGUAAUAACUAUGAGAUAAUAGGUACCUAGUAGUUUUUUUUUACGCCGUUCGAAUACAUAUAGGUUCUUAAAUUAGUAAAUGAACUAAAAAUUCAUACUUAAAAUGGCCUACAUUUAUAGGUUUUAAUUGUUUUUCUUAUUCAUAAUUAUUUCUUCUUUGAUACGUUUGAAAAUGUUUUCUUCAAGUUGUUGUGAAGAUCAAAAAAAGUUU
This is a messenger RNA of Myzus persicae (green peach aphid), 2039 nucleotides long. Its product is annotated as Kv channel-interacting protein 2-like. The transcript is spliced from 5 exons. Gene Ontology annotation, molecular function: calcium ion binding. The coding region runs from base 6 to 650 and encodes 214 amino acids. NCBI's taxonomy places the organism in Eukaryota, Metazoa, Arthropoda, Insecta, Hemiptera, Aphididae. The record is from RefSeq and is a predicted model, not a curated record.